Molecule: messenger RNA, 1207 nt
Organism: Schizophyllum commune H4-8
Lineage: Eukaryota; Fungi; Basidiomycota; Agaricomycetes; Agaricales; Schizophyllaceae
Exons: 7
Coding region: 120-1004 (294 amino acids)
Cellular component (GO): mitochondrion
Molecular function (GO): protein-containing complex binding
Source: RefSeq, a predicted model, not a curated record
CGUCAUUUCACUGUAUUUCCCUCAGUGAGGGCUCCCUGCUUUAGAUGAGCGUACCAAACACCGCGAAACGUAUUCUUGUCGUCGGAGGCAAUGGCUUCCUGGGCUCGGCCGUCUGUCGAAUGGCUUUGGCGAAGGGAAUGGAGGUGACGAGCGUUAGCUCAUCCGGACAGCCCUGGCGAACGCCUAAGGGCCAUACUCCCGCAUGGGUAAAGAGGGUCGAGUGGCGCAAGGCAGACGUACUUGCAGACAAGCGCGGUGAACUCCAAGAAGUACUCGCAUCAUCACCCCCCUACGGCGCUGUCGUACACACUCUCGGAACUCUUCUCGAAGGCGGGGAGUACAAGCAGAGCGUGCGCGACUCAAAUCCCUUGGCUUUGGUGAAGAACCUCUUCCCCGGGUCGCGCAACCCACUCAAGCGGGAUUCACGGUGGAGUUACGAGACAAUGAACAAGCAGAGCGCCUUGAACGUUCUCUCGGACACCCUCUCGACUCGCAAGCCGAAGCCGGAGGACAAGUUCGCCUUCGUCUUCGCGUCUGCAGAGGAUAUUUUCCGUCCCUUGAUCCCAGAGGGCUACAUCGCUAGCAAGCGCGCCGCAGAGCGCGAGAUUGAGGCGACUAUCUCGAGAGAGAAUGCCCCUGUACGGAGCGUGUUUGCGCGGCCAAGUUUCAUGUACCACCCACACUGGCGCCCCUUAUCUACGCCUCCGGCUGCCCUGCUUGACCUCUUCGUAAACCUCGAGCGAGGGGCGCCGAAGGGUAUUCCGACCCCCGCGUCAAUCUUACGCUCGUUAGCAUCACCCGGUAGGGACCCCGCAGACCUCCCCUCCGCGCUGGCAUCGGUGGCGAACGCGCUGACCAUUCCGCCGAUGCACGUCGACCACGUCGCGGAGGCCAUCGUGCGUGCGAUACAGGACGAGUCGGUGAAGGGUCCCUUGGACGUCGUUCACAUGCGUGAAUUGAUAGGUUGGAGCUUGAAGGGUGCAGAUCCGGCGCACGCGUUGUAGCGUCGACAGAAGGGAUUCAUGUACUUCGUGUCAUGAAUUGGAAGCCUUCGAGACAAAGCAACACCUAGUUCUACAUCUUUCCGCCCUUUCGGAACGUGUCCCAAAACAAGUCGCCGAAGAGUCCUGUGAAUACAGUGCCGAAGGCGACGCGGGCGAGCGGCAAGCAGCUGCUGCAUCACCUUGCUUGCAAGGUCUUUCCCGUG